GUCACUGUCAAAAACAGGUGUUUUUCUCUGGCUUCAUGUUUUUGGCUUUGUUUGUUUGUGUUCCAUCUUCAAUAAACGUGCUUAUUUCGACGAUAAUAAAAAUAUCUAGCAAACAAAAUGCCUAAACCUACCAAGCUCCACGCCAAGGGCAAGCCCACCUCCAUACAGAAGCCGGUAACUAUUGACGAUACGGACUCGGUGGAUCCUGAAGAAACUGCGAAACAAUUCCAACUGGAACUCUGCUGGUGCAUACAGCAGCUGGAGAAGACGUUGAGCGACAAUAAGGCAGAGCAGAAGCAUUUACAAGAAACAUGGAAAGUAUUGACAGUGCUCAAGAACAACAACCAGCCCAUCAUCAGAAAGAGACAGCUCAUGAGGACACAUUUUGGAGAUUACCGAGCAAAGAUGGCCGCUGAGGAAAAGAAAUUAGCUAAAAUGGCAAGUAAAAUCAAAAUAAGCGACAGUUCAUCAACACCUAAAGCUACAUUUCUGAGAAAAUCUGCUUUUCUAAGCACUGGGGAUAGUUCAUUUCGGUUCAACUUUAAUGUACCUGCAGAUCAAAUUGAUACUGGCAACCCAGAACCUGCCAUGCAAAGUAGUAAUGUUGGCAACACUGAAGAAAAAGUUAUCGAGCCAGCAGAAACAAAUGAUAGUGCCAAACCUUUUAAAUUUAAGUUCAGUGACACAGAGUUUAAAUUUAAUUUUAAUAACUCAUAGAUUUUAACGAAAAUAUAUUUAAGUAAACAAUAAAUCAACUUUAUGUAAUUUAUAUCCUUUAUUUAUUUAACAUUUCUUAAGUAAAUUAGUUACAAUACUUUAUCCUGUUAGAUUUAAUUACAUUUAUCGUAAAACAUACGCUUUUUAGAUAGUUCUUGUAUCAUAGAAUACAUAAUUAUUUUACCGAAAAACAAAUUUAAGCCACAAAACUUAUAAGAUACUUAGGAUCACCAUAAAAUAAAAUACAUGGAAUAGUGUGGCGAUCUCUUAUUUUACAGGCACUUUAAGUCUGCCUGUAACCUAUAACAUCUAUGAAAAAAAUAAUCAUAAUAUUCUCUAUGGUACAUAAAUAAAAAUAUGGCGCCAAAAGGCCAAAAGUGAAAU
Plutella xylostella (diamondback moth) is the source of this 1101-nucleotide messenger RNA. Its product is annotated as UPF0488 protein CG14286. NCBI's taxonomy places the organism in Eukaryota, Metazoa, Arthropoda, Insecta, Lepidoptera, Plutellidae. The record is from RefSeq and is a predicted model, not a curated record.